This is a messenger RNA of Helianthus annuus (common sunflower), 1440 nucleotides long. Its product is annotated as flavonol sulfotransferase-like. NCBI's taxonomy places the organism in Eukaryota, Viridiplantae, Streptophyta, Magnoliopsida, Asterales, Asteraceae. Gene Ontology annotation, molecular function: sulfotransferase activity. The transcript has a single exon. The record is from RefSeq and is a predicted model, not a curated record. Gene Ontology annotation, cellular component: cytoplasm. Bases 17 to 1036 code for a protein of 339 amino acids. Gene Ontology annotation, biological process: sulfation.
CCAUUCUCAUCCUUACAUGAUGUACUCCUUCCCUACUGCCUUCUAUUCACCUGUAGCAACCGUUACAAAAGAUGAAGAAAAGGCACGAAAGGAAAAGAUGUCGAUCCUCAUCGAACGAUACAAGGACAAAGUCUCUACUCUUUCAACAACUCCCGAUAAUCAGCUAUGUAAGUAUGAAGAUUUCUGGUAUUUCCACGGUUUUUGGUAUCACUCAAAAGCUGACUUCACGGUUGAAGCGGUUAUGGCCGUGCAAGACGAUUUCCAAGCUCUACCAACCGAUAUCUUCUUAGCAAGUCAUCCAAAAACCGGCACAACAUGGCUUAAGGCCCUUGCCUUUGCCAUUGUGAACCGAAGCAAAUUCAAAACGGGGAUCGCCUCUUGUCAAACUCACCCAUUGCUCACCAUUAGCCCGCAUGAUUGUGUCCCCUUCAUAGAGACCGAGUCUUUCUUGAACAACCCUUCUUAUGCCAAUGGCCUCCUUGCUACCCAUAUACCCUACACUUCUUUACCUAAAUCCAUCAUUACUUCCGAUUGUCGGAUUGUUUACAUAUGUAGAAACCCUAAAGAUGUGCUCAUUUCUUUAUGGCACUUCUUGAACAAGGUGAGAGAUGAUUCUUCACCAAUAAAACUGGUUGAUCUAUUUGAGAUUUUUAGUAAAGGUAUAAGUCCAUGUGGAUCUAUUUGGGAUCAUGUGGUAGGGUACUAUAAGGCCAGUUUAGAACGACCGGAUAAGGUAUUGUUCUUAAAGUACGAGGAUUUAAAGAAAGAUCCAAAGAAUGUGGUUAAGAAAUUAGCCGAAUUCAUAGGUAACCCGUUUACAGAAGAGGAGGAAUCUGAUGGAUCAGUGGAAAAGAUAAUCGAACUUUGUGGUUUUGAGACCUUACACAAGGUAAAUAAGGUUUCAUCCGACCAGGUCUACUUUCGAAAAGGCGUUGUUGGUGAUUCGGGUAGUUAUCUCACGACUGAAAUGAUCGAAACUAUGGACAAGAUCACCAAAGAAAAGUUUGAUGGUUUAAGUAUCUCGUUUGAAGCAUGACCAAUUGAAUCGCUUGGCUAUAGAUGUGAUUAUAUUUUAUAUUUUAUAUUUAUGUGUGUAUUGGUAGUAUUUUUUGUUUUUACUUUUUUAAGUAGUUGCGUGUCUUCAUAUGCUUUCUGGAAUCUUAUAUCUUGGUUAUGGUUUUUGGAGCCGAGGGUCUCACUGAAAGCAGGCUCUCUAUCCUCUGGAUAUAGCUAAUUAGGUUUGCCUACAUUCCACCAUCUCCAGACCCUAUUAAUAAGCUUGGCUAUAGAUGGAUUAUACCGGGCAAGAUUGUUGUUGUUGUUGUUGUUGUUGUUGUUGUAUUUGAAGCAUGACCAAGCUAGUUUGAUGUUAAGGUCGAAUCAGUGCAUCUUUAUUUCCGCUGUUUUUAUCUAAUAAAUUUUAAUUUCUUAUGAUAUUCC